Molecule: messenger RNA, 3214 nt
Organism: Piliocolobus tephrosceles (Ugandan red Colobus)
Lineage: Eukaryota; Metazoa; Chordata; Mammalia; Primates; Cercopithecidae
Gene: TAS1R2
Product: taste 1 receptor member 2
Exons: 6
Coding region: 695-3214 (839 amino acids)
Biological process (GO): sensory perception of sweet taste; G protein-coupled receptor signaling pathway
Cellular component (GO): plasma membrane; sweet taste receptor complex
Molecular function (GO): sweet taste receptor activity; G protein-coupled receptor activity
Source: RefSeq, a predicted model, not a curated record
CAAAAGCACUAACUAUGUGAUGUCAUGUGGUGUGGUGAUGAAGGACCAGCCCCGGAGUCAGGCCAUGUGGUUUGAAUCUCAGCUCUGCUAGUCAGGUAGCCCGGGCUGGAUUUCUUAAUUUCUCAGUGCCUCCAUUUCUUCAUCUUUGAAAUGGGGUUAGUAAUAGCCCCCUUAUAUGAGAUGCAACCAUUAUAUGAGAUGAUGAACGGCAAACACCGGCAUGAUGCCUGGUUCUUACUGACAAUGGCUACCACUUGCUGAACACCGAUACAUCACUGCAUGCCUCGCCUGACUUGGCUGGGCUCCAAAGCUUGGGCUCUUUUGGCCAUAAUACUCUGUCUCCUGAGAGCACCUAUGUCCUUUACUCCUGAAAUAUUUGAAAUAUCAGGAAGAUGAGACUUGUCCUUGGACAAGCAGCAGAAGGCCAGGGCAUGGCCAAGUUAUCAGGAUGCUCUCUCUCCUUCCAAAUAGAGUUCCCCUAGACCAGCUAACCCCCACUAUGCUCUAAGAAAGAAUCAUCGUAAUUCCAGCCUCUUCUCCUCCCCUUGGGCCCCCAAACCUCUCCACCUGCUCCAGGUGCCCCACGGCCAUGGCAGGACCAUCGCUAUGUAAAUGUCUGUGCAAAUACCCUGGUGCCAAGUCACCAAUUCUCCAGUGAGGCAGGACUACCUCCUGAGACCAUCACUUCCCAGCCAUGCGGCCCAGGGCAACGACCAUCUGCUCCCUGUUCUUCCUGCUACGGGUCCUGGCUGAGCCGGCUAAAAACUCGGACUUCUACCUGCCUGGGGAUUACCUCCUGGGUGGCCUCUUCACCCUCCAUGCCAACGUGAAGGGCAUUGCUCACCUUGACUUCCUGCAGGUGCCCAUGUGCAAGGAGUAUGAAACGAAGGUGAUGGGCUACAACCUCAUGCAGGCCAUGCGCUUUGCGGUGGAGGAGAUCAACAAUGAUAGCAGCCUGCUGCCUGAUGUGCUGCUAGGCUACGAGAUGGUGGAUGUGUGCUACAUCUCCAACAACGUCCAGCCGGUGCUCUACUUCCUGGCACAGGAUAAUGACCUCCUUCCCAUCCAAGAGGACUACAGUAACUACAUGCCCCGUGUGGUGGCUGUCAUUGGCCCUGACAACUCCGACGCUGUCAUGACUGUGGCCAACUUCCUCUCCCUCUUUCUCCUUCCACAGAUCACCUAUAGUGCCAACAACGAUGAGCUGCGAAACAAGGUGCGCUUCCCGGCCUUGCUGCGCACCACACCCAGUGCUGACCACCACAUCGAGGCCAUGGUGCAGCUGAUGCUACACUUCCGCUGGAACUGGAUCAUCGUGCUGGUGAGCAGCGACACCUAUGGCCGCGACAAUGGCCAGCUGCUUGGCAGUCGCCUGGCCCGGGGCGACAUCUGCAUCGCCUUCCAGGAGACGCUGCCCACAGUGCAGCCCAACCAGAACAUGACAUCAGAGGAGCGCCAGCGCCUGGUGACCAUCGUGGACAAGCUGCAGCAGAGCACGGCGCGCGUCGUGGUCGUGUUCUCACCCGACCUGACCCUGUACAACUUCUUCAAUGAGGUGCUGCGCCAGAACUUCACGGGUGCCGUGUGGAUCGCUUCCGAGUCCUGGGCCAUCGACCCGGUCCUGCACAACCUCACAGAGCUGCGCCACACGGGCACCUUCCUGGGCAUCACCAUCCAGAGCGUGCCCAUCCCGGGCUUCAGUGAGUUCCGUGUGCGAGGCCCACAGGCUGGGCCGCCACCCCUCAGCAGGACCAGCCAGAGGUCUACCUGCAACCAGGAGUGUGACAACUGCCUGAAUGGCACCUUGUCCUUCAACACCGUUCUCAGGCUCUCUGGGGAGCGUGUCGUCUACAGCGUGUACUCUGCGGUCUACGCCGUGGCCCACGCCCUGCACAGCCUCCUCGGCUGUGACCAUGGCACCUGCACCAAGAGGGAGGUCUACCCCUGGCAGCUGCUUGAGAAGAUCUGGAAGGUCAACUUCACUCUCCUGGACCACCAACUCUUCUUCGACCCGCAAGGGGAUAUGGCUCUGCAGUUGGAGAUUGUCCAGUGGCAAUGGGACCUGAGCCAGAAUCCCUUCCAGAGCGUCGCCUCCUACUACCCCCUGCAGCGACAGCUGAAGAAAAUCCAAGACAUCUCCUGGCACACCAUCAACAACACGAUCCCUGUGUCCAUGUGUUCCAAGAGGUGCCAGUUGGGGCAAAAGAAGAAGCCCGUGGGCAUCCACAUCUGCUGCUUCGAGUGCAUCGACUGCCUUCCCGGCACCUUCCUCAACCAGACUGAAGAUGAAUACGAAUGCCAGGCCUGCCCGAGUAACGAGUGGUCCCACCAGAGAGAGGCCUCCUGCUUCAAGCGGCGGCUGGCCUUCCUGAAAUGGCAUGAGGCACCCACUAUCGUUGUGGCCCUGCUGGCCGCCCUGGGCUUCCUCAGCACCCUGGCCAUCCUGGUGAUAUUCUGGAGGCACUUCCAGACGCCCAUGGUUCGCUCAGCUGGGGGCCCCAUGUGCUUCCUGAUGCUGACGCUGCUGCUGGUGGCAUACGUGGUGGUCCCGGUGUACGUGGGGACGCCCAAGGUCUCCACCUGCCUCUGCCGCCAGGUCCUCUUUCCUCUCUGCUUCACCGUCUGCAUCUCUUGCAUCACCGUGCGCUCUUUCCAGAUCGUCUGUGUCUUCAAGAUGGCCAGCCGCUUCCCGCGUGCCUACAGCUGCUGGGUCCGCUACCAGGGGCCCUACGUCUCUAUGGCGUUUAUCAUGGUACUCAAAAUGGUCACUGUGGUGAUUGGCGUACUGGCCACAGGCCUCAAUCCCACCACCCGUAUUGACCCCGAUGACCCCAAGAUCAUGAUCAUCUCCUGCAACCCCAACUACCGCAACAGCCUGUUCUUCAACACCAGCCUGGACCUGCUGCUCUCAGUGCUGGGUUUCAGCUUCGCCUACACGGGCAAGGAACUGCCCACCAACUACAACGAGGCCAAGUUCAUCACCCUCAGCAUGACCUUCUAUUUCACCUCAUCCGUCUCCCUCUGCACCUUCAUGUCUGUCUACAACGGGGUGUUGGUCACCAUCAUGGACCUCUUGGUCACUGUGCUCAACCUCCUGGCCAUCAGCCUGGGCUACUUCGGCCCCAAGUGCUACAUGAUCCUCUUCUACCCGGAGCGCAACACGCCCGCCUACUUCAACAGCAUGAUCCAGGGCUACACCAUGAGGAGGGACUAG